Molecule: messenger RNA, 1667 nt
Organism: Miniopterus natalensis
Lineage: Eukaryota; Metazoa; Chordata; Mammalia; Chiroptera; Miniopteridae
Source: RefSeq, a predicted model, not a curated record
UUCUGUACUCCCUGCCUGCUCUCAGGCCUUAUUCUGGGGCUUGUGAAAAAGAGAAAAUAAUUUACUUUCAUGUUCUUAUUCUGUUAUUCCCAGAUGAAUGUGAAGACCCACCGAAAUUCCAUUCUAUGCUACCCAAGGGUAAUAUUACACCCCCUUAUAAUAUUGGGGUUGAAAUACACUAUGAGUGUAUCCCAGGAUAUGUGCCUAAGGAUCCUCUUCUUCCGAUCCGUAUUGUUUGUGACAAGAAUGCUACCUGGACAAAUAUCACGGAGGCCUGUAAACAUGGUUACUGUGGUGACCCACCGAAGUUCCGUACUAUGGUAUCCAAGACUAAUCAUUCACCCCCUUAUAAUAUUGGGGUUGAAAUAGACUACCAGUGUAUCCUAGGAUAUGUGCCUAGGUAUCCUCCUCGUCCCACCAAAAUUGUUUGUGAGAACAAUGCUACCUGGACAAAUAUCACAGAGGCUUGUACAAAUGUAUGUGACGACCCACCGAACUUCCAUUUUAUGAGACCCAAGGGUAAUGUUACACCCCCUUAUAAUUUUGGGGUUGAAAUAGACUAUGAGUGUCGCCCAGGACACGAGCCUAAGGAUGUUCAUCUUCCGACCCGUAUUGUUUGUCAGAGGAAUGCUACCUGGACAGAGAUCAUGGAGGCUUGUAAAAAAAAAACAUGUCAAAAACUAGGUAUACUCGUAAAUGGCCAAAUAAUCUUCUCUGAUGGAACUAACGAGUAUGGUACACGAGCUCAGUAUGUUUGUUUUGACGGGUAAGUAAGUUGGUCCUUUGAGAACUAAGGUAAAUGUUACUAGGUCCUUUUUUUCUUUGAUUCUCUUCUGAAGCAUUUCCAUAAUGUUGAUUUUAUCUCCCUUUCUGUGUAACAAGUUGUACUUAUAGCCAAUCAACUCUUGGGCUUUUUAUGGAGACUGAAAACUUAUGUAAUAAAUAGAAAGAAAUUUAAAUUGAAGGGAAGAAAAAUUGUAUAAAAACUGUACUGUAAGUAAUAAUAAGCCUAUUGUAGUCAUUAAAAAUGUAGUAAUCAUAGUGGCAUGGUCCUAAAUUAAUUUAUUAUAGGACAGAGGGUGGGAAGGAGAGACAAGGAGUUAAUCAGUUAACAGAAGCAAAGGGCAGAGACUACUGAAAUGUGUGUUGAACCUCUGAAUCAACUUCCAGAGCUAUUUCAGAAUAGUGUUAAUAAGAGGUAGCUGACCACCAGGUUUCACCGCAUCCUGCUUGCACAUGAACUUUUCAGACUGUUGCCAGCAAAGAAUCAGAAAGCAGCAAACCCUUCUUCCUACGGGCAAUGCCCCUAGCCCCACUUCUUCUGCCCCCUUAUCUAUAGCCAAUGUAAAUUCCUUCAAAAUAACUUACAUCUUUCUCCUCAAAACUAUAGAAGAACCCCAUGAAACCCAGGAUGGCAGAAAUGUUUGCCUUCCUCUAUCCCUGCUGCUGGUUUAGACGUGCCCCAGGACCUGCUUCUUUUUUUCUGGCUGGCAUAUGGCUAGUCAAUAAACCGGUUCCUUCAGAAAAACUUCACAACUUUACCCCGUUGUGGUCAGAGAAGAUACUUUGUAGGUUAUCUAUCUUUUUAAAACCUAUUGAUUAGUUAAUAUUAAUUUGUGGCUCAGUGUAUGGUCUAUCCUAGAAGAUGUCCCAUGUGCACUUGAGGA